Molecule: messenger RNA, 414 nt
Organism: Serendipita indica DSM 11827
Lineage: Eukaryota; Fungi; Basidiomycota; Agaricomycetes; Sebacinales; Serendipitaceae
Source: the annotation of a GenBank genome assembly
AUGGCCAUUUUCGGUCUCUGGAUCAUCAACAAGGCUGGAGGUCUUGCAAUAAAUCUCAUAGGCUUCGUGGCAGAUGGACUAUCUAAACUAAGUCCAAACGAAUACUUGGUUCUCGCAGGUACUCUUCAUGGCAUACACGCCAUCACCAGUCGACUGUCUCCCGCUGGUUCAAGUUCCGGCGUCCAGAUCAUCGAGGCAGAGUCUUUCAAGAUGAACAUUUUCCUCACGGCAACAGGCACAAAGUUUGUCCUUUUAACUUCCCUCACGGACACGACAGCCGAUACAGCGCUACAACGGAUUUACGAAGCAUAUGCGGACUAUGUAAUGAAGAAUCCGUUUCAUACUCCAGAGAUGCCGAUCCGUACAGAGAGAUUCGAUGUCAAGGUCGCAGAAAUCAUCAAAGUAUUUGCAUGA